Medicago truncatula (barrel medic) is the source of this 2362-nucleotide messenger RNA. Its product is annotated as subtilisin-like protease SBT5.4. The record is from RefSeq and is a predicted model, not a curated record. Lineage: Eukaryota; Viridiplantae; Streptophyta; Magnoliopsida; Fabales; Fabaceae. Gene Ontology annotation, molecular function: serine-type endopeptidase activity. Gene Ontology annotation, biological process: proteolysis. Bases 1 to 2301 code for a protein of 766 amino acids. The transcript has 11 exons.
AUGUGGUCUUCCAAAAAGCUUCUCUUCCUGUUCUUUCUUUUUACUACUUUGUUUCAAUCAUCAUCUGCGGUAAAAAAGUCUUACAUAGUAUAUUUGGGAUCACAUGAGCAUGGAGGAGUUACGGAAGCCGAUUUUGACCGAGUUACCGAUACACAUCAUGAAUUCCUUCAAUCCUAUGUGGGAAGCCAUGAGAAAGCAAAAGAGGCAAUGAUAUAUUCAUACACAAAGAAUAUCAAUGGAUUUGCUGCUCUCUUGGAAGAGAAAGAAGCUGCUGAUAUUGCAGAGCAUCCAAACGUUGUGUCAGUGUUGUUAAACCGAGGAAGAAAGUUACACACUACACACUCAUGGGAAUUCAUGUCAAUGGAACACAAUGGUGUGGCUCCUUCUCAUUCCCUCUUUAGAAAAGCAAGAUACGGUGAAGAUGUUAUUAUUGGGAAUCUUGAUUCUGGUGUAUGGCCAGAAUCUCCAAGCUUUGGAGAUGAAGGGAUAGGGCCCAUUCCCUCAAGGUGGAAAGGAACUUGUCAGAAUGAUCACACAGGCUUCCGUUGCAACAGGAAGCUUAUAGGAGCAAGAUACUUCAAUAAAGGUUAUGCUACCUAUGCAGGGUCAGAGGUGGUACAAAACGGCACACUUGAUACUCCACGAGAUAAUAAAGGUCAUGGAUCUCACACACUAUCAACAUUAGGAGGGAACUUUGUUUCCGGAGCUAAUUUUGUUGGCUUAGGCAACGGAACUGCUAAAGGUGGCUCUCCCAAAGCAAGAGUUGCUGCUUACAAAGUCUGCUGGCCACCAAUUGAUGGCAGCGAAUGCUUUGAUGCUGAUAUCAUGGCAGCCUUUGAUAUGGCUAUUCAUGAUGGGGUUGAUGUUCUUUCCAUAUCUCUUGGAAGUCCUGCUGUUGAUUACUUUGAUGAUGCUCUUUCAAUUGCUGCAUUUCAUGCUGUUAAGAAAGGCAUCACUGUGUUGUGUUCAGCUGGAAAUUCUGGACCAACAUUUGGAACUGUUUCAAAUGUUGCACCUUGGAUAUUAACUGUUGCUGCAAGUACCUUAGAUAGAGAGUUUGAUACUGUUGUUCAACUCCAUAAUGGACAACACUUUAAGGGAGCUAGCCUUUCUACAGCUUUGCCAGAAAACAAGCUUUAUCCACUCAUUACUGCUGCUGAGGCAAAAUUGGCUGAAGCACCGGUUGAAAACGCUACUCUAUGUAUGAAUGGAACAAUUGACCCCGAGAAAGCAAGUGGCCGAAUAUUGGUUUGUCUUCGAGGUAUUAAUGGGAAAGUGGAAAAGAGUCUUGUUGCUUUGGAGGCUAAAGCAGUUGGAAUGAUUCUUUUUAACGAUCGGUCUCAUGGCAAUGAGCUUACUGAUGAUCCUCAUUUCCUACCUACAGCACAUAUUAUUUAUGAAGAUGGUGUUGCUGUCUUUGCCUACAUCAAUUCAACCAAGAAUCCACUAGGAUAUAUUCAUCCACCCACAACAAAGUUGAAAAUAAAACCUGCUCCAAGCAUGGCGGUCUUCUCCUCUAGAGGGCCUAACACAAUCACACCAGAGAUCCUCAAGCCAGAUGUAACCGCACCCGGUGUGAACAUUAUUGCUGCCUACUCAGGAGCGGUUAGUCCCACAAAAUUGGAUUCUGAUAAACGUAGGGUUCCUUUCAUGACAAUGUCUGGAACAUCCAUGUCAUGCCCUCAUGUGGCUGGAGUCGUUGGCCUUCUUAAGACUCUCCACCCCACCUGGAGUCCAUCAGCUAUUAAAUCUGCAAUCAUGACAACUGCUAGGACAAGGGACAACACUGUUAAACCUAUCGUUGAUGAUAUUAAUGUCAAGGCAACACCAUUUGACUACGGUUCUGGUCACAUAAGACCAAAUCGUGCCAUGGAUCCUGGUUUGGUGUAUGAGUUAAACAUCAAUGAUUACAUAAACUUUCUUUGUUUCUUAGGUUAUAACCAAACACAAAUUAGCAUGUUCUCCGGUACUAAUCAUCAUUGUGAUGGUAUAAACAUUCUGGAUUUCAACUAUCCUACAAUAACAAUACCUAUACUCUAUGGUUCAGUUACUUUGAGUCGGAAGCUGAAAAAUGUUGGACCACCAGGCACUUACACUGCAAGCCUCCGUGUACCUGCUGGACUUUCGAUAUCAGUGCAGCCUAAGAAGUUGAAAUUUGACAAAAUUGGUGAAGAGAAGAGUUUUAAUUUGACAAUUGAAGUUACUAGAUCAGGUGGGGCUACUGUAUUUGGAGGCCUAACUUGGUCAGAUGGCAAACACCAUGUUAGGAGUCCAAUUACAGUUGGAGGAGUUAAAGGUUAGAUUAGAUUUUUUUUAGGGAAAGUUAGAUUAGAAUUUUAUUAUGAGAUUUAGGUAUGCAUCA